CCGCUACUUAACCACGUCUUAAUGCCAUGGCCCACAUUUCCCGUGAGCCUGCCGAUCUUCUCAAGCUAGCCGAUAUCCACCCUGAGCUUGCUGCCCAGCUCGACAAGCGGAAAAGUCUCCCCCCAGAAGCGCGUAACCCAGACAGCAUUCGAAUCUUGUACGAGCAACUGAAUCAGAGCUAUCUCGAAAGUUUUGGUCCUGACUCAGCCUUGGGGGUCGAGAUAGAAGAUCGCACCGUCAGCGCACGCGAUGGCUACGAGAUUCCAAUCCGCACGUACAGGCCUGCUAGCGCAAAAGAGCCGGGUCCUCUGAUCAUUUCCAUCCACGGCGGUGCCCUUGUCAUGGGUGGCCUCACCGACGAGGAGGCUCAUUGCCGAUUAUUCGUGCGAACCUUUGGCGCGAGCUGUGUGAAUAUUGACUAUCGCUUAGCACCCCAAUACAAACAGCCCACACAGGCAAAUGACUGCUGGGACGUAGUAAAAUGGGCCGCCGCACAUGCGGCUGAUCUCGGUGCCAAUCCUUCAGAAAAGGGCUUCCUUGUGCAAGGAGUAAGCGCUGGCGCAAUCCUAGUAGACAUUGUCACUCGGCUUGCCCGCGACGAAAGGCUCGAGCCACCUGUAACAGGUCAAAUGCAAAUCGCGACUGCGGUAUGCGAUGCGGAGGCCAUUCCUGAGAGAUUCCGAUCCCAAUUCUUGUCGUGGGACCAAGAUAUGACGGGUUCGCUGCGCAAGGAAGCUAUACAGCGGAGUAGGAUCGCGCGCGGGGCGAAUCCACAUGAUCAAUGGACGAGCCCGAUGGUAGCGUGGCCGACGGGAAACGCGGGGCUACCAAGAACACUACUCCUGGUUCACGGAAGGGAAUAUUUUCGAGACGUAGGCUUGAUAUACGAGAAGAUUCUGAGAGAGGAAGAAGGUAUAGAAACAAAGCUAUAUGUCUAUCCCGGUUUGCAUCACGGGUUCCACAUCGAGCUCCAUGGUGGGGAGGCGAGUAAGGCGCACCAGAGAGACAUGCUUGAAGGUAUGCGGUGGUUGCUCCGUCUAUGA
Messenger RNA from Verruconis gallopava, 1043 nucleotides. RefSeq lists its product as uncharacterized. The record is from RefSeq and is a predicted model, not a curated record. NCBI's taxonomy places the organism in Eukaryota, Fungi, Ascomycota, Dothideomycetes, Venturiales, Sympoventuriaceae. The transcript has a single exon. Bases 27 to 1043 code for a protein of 338 amino acids. Gene Ontology annotation, molecular function: hydrolase activity.